AUGACUAAUACAGCAAGCAAGCCUAAUUUAGAAUAUAGUGCAAACGAUACUGAUCCCCUAUUCAAUCAUGCCAACCUGGAGACCUCAGACCCAAAAUACAAUGAAGUAGCGGACGUCAUACCAGAUGAAGGAAGGAAGUGGGGAGUCUAUUCAUAUCACAUGGGCGAGGCUAUCCAGAAAGAUUCCAGACUUCGUUCGUGUAAGGCUGUGAGGUCUUUGUCACUCGAUUCUAUAAGUAAAAUCAAUCAAUAUCCUCGUAGACAAACGUCCACAAAUAUUACAAAUCGGUACAAGACUACUGAAGUUUCAGAUUUGUUGCCAAGCAACCUUCAAGUCGAACGAAGCAAAGGGCAGAGAAGUGAUAUUGAACAACUCAAAUCAUUCAGUUUCAGAAAGGGUGAACAUACUAGACCUUCAACCGAGCAGCAUGAUGGCGUUCAAAUAUUGGCUAGCGUACAAUCUGCCACGGGAGUUUAUGACGAUGUUAUCGUUAAACAGGUGGUGUCAAAACUCGACCACCUACAUACGCCUAAAUCUGCUAUGAAACCUGUUACUGACCGAGCCAAGAUGCUGUCAACAACGGUGAGUUUACCAUCAACUGCGUCAAUCAAUGUACGCAAGUCGUGUAUACGGCCAAUGAAAGCAAAGCAGAUCGCUCCUACCUCUGAUACUCCGAAGUCCAAGAUGACAGGAAAUAUCACACAGCCUACGAUUGCUCGACAAGCUUUAAGAUCGAUAACGCCAACCAGCGGAGAAGUGAGGGAACAAUACUCUUGUGGAGACAUCGCACCUUUUACAUAUGAGAUGAUCGACAGUACGGCGAGACUGCAAUGCAAUCAACUCAGAAAAAAUCGAUCUUAUGGCGACAUCGAAUCAUCUACGAGCCAUCCAAUCGACAUUAAAUAUUUCCGAACGAUGAAAGCAAACAACUCACCCCACUCUUCGGAGGAGACUGAGAGAUAUGAAUCUGCACCUUUUACUAGUGAGAUGACGGACUGUAUGGCAAGUCUGCAAUGCAAUCAACUCAGAAAGCAACGAUCUUAUGGCGACCUUGAAUCAUCUACAAGCCAUCCAAUCGACAUUAAAUACUUCCGAAUGAUGAAAGCAAACAGCUCACCCCACCCUUCGGAGGAGACUGAGAGAUAUGAAUCCGAACCUGUUACUAGUGAGAUGACGGACUGUACGGCAAGUCUGCAAUGCAAUCAACUCGGAAAUAAUCGAUCUUAUGGCGACAUCGAAUCAUCUACAAGUCAUCCCAUCGACAUUAAAUAUUUCCGAACGAUGAAAGCAAACAACUCACCCCACCCUUCGGAGGAGACUGAGAGAUAUGAAUCCGCACCUUUUACUAGUGAGAAGACGGACUGUACGGCAAGUCUGCAAUACAAUCAACUCAGAAAGCAGCGAUCUUAUGGCGACCUCGAAUCAUCUAUCAGCCAUCCAAUCGACAUUAAAUACUUCCGAACGAUGAAAGCAAACAACUCAACCCAUCCUUCGAAGACUGAGAGCUACAAAUCCAAUUCACAAAUUACGAGUUCUCAAGAUUCUCCCAACUCCCGUUGUAUACAGUAUAAAAAAAAAUGCUUCACUGAAACCAUCGCGCCGGCAAGUGUAUCGAUUGACUGUAAAAACAGUGGUGGACCAACGCUGUUUGCGAACGUUCAGAGUGCACCAAGGGUUUCUCCGAGACCGUCAAGAACAUACCAACACUCUAAUAAUGCUUCACCUGUGCACAUGAUGGCAUCGUCGAGAUCGACACCCGUUGCUACAAAAUCGACGACUAUGUUGGGUUCGCCAGCAUCAGGGUUGACCAUGCGACCGCGACCGCGGCCGUCUGCCUUGGUCUGUCGAUCUACAACACAAGUCGUGCAAAAAAAUUGCAAGGAGAGUGUGAUGAAAACUAGUUCUAAGAUAUCUCGACAUGCAACCGACAGUGGUGUAUAUACUUCUUCGCGCUCAGAGCAUGGUGGUGUGCAUACAAAGGAUGAGGACCUGGUCUGGACGCAAUCCGAGCCUAACGACAAUUACAGGGCAUUGAGCGCUGUCAGUAGCAGCGGAGACGCCGCACAAAGUAGUUCAAGUGCGAUGCGUUCUCACCAAGACAAUGCUACCGACUCACGAAGCUUAUGGUAUACUACUACGAGUGGUCGUGGUUCCCUCCAAACGGCACCGGCCUUAAGGAGCUGUAUGUCAGCAGGUGAAUAUGGCGUGAAUUCUUCUCAGACUACGACUGGUCAAACAGGACCCCGAUUUCAUAUACAACCACGCCCUCGACCACGUACUCAACUUUCAGACUCUAGGAAUGGCACUCCCGCAGCAGACGUGUGUACUAACAUGUCGCAAGCCGAGGUUAGUGCAGAAGGGAGAGUAUCGCAUAACUUCAAGUGCUCUAGUAGCGCCCCUGUAGGGACCACCGCACUCCAACCUUUGAAGGGUGUGCGCAACUCAUCAGCGAUAGUGGCAAGCCCAUUGAAUCCAAAGAAGGCUUCAUUGCCACGGAACACGUACUUCAAGGGCAGGCGAUCUAGUGAACAGAAACUCCAGUUAAGCGAUAGUAGUACUGCCGCGGCGAAGGAAAACGCCUUACGGUCUACCAGUAUGGGCGGCUUUCCUGGAAAACGGGUUGAGAAUAAGGACAAGAACAAACCCAUUUUCUUUGCCAACGAACAAACGGACGGCUGUGACCCUUUUUGUCAAAAAAAGGAUAACAUCCCCAAGUUUCCCUUACUAGUCCCCGAGCCAAACCAAAGGCCGAGGAUUACCUAAGCCGACUACUUGAGCAGCUGUGUGCAAUUGGAC
This is a messenger RNA of Sphaeroforma arctica JP610, 2796 nucleotides long. RefSeq lists its product as hypothetical. Lineage: Eukaryota; Ichthyosporea; Ichthyophonida. The record is from RefSeq and is a predicted model, not a curated record. The transcript has a single exon. The coding region runs from base 1 to 2763 and encodes 920 amino acids.